Messenger RNA from Tremella mesenterica DSM 1558, 1332 nucleotides. RefSeq lists its product as uncharacterized. Lineage: Eukaryota; Fungi; Basidiomycota; Tremellomycetes; Tremellales; Tremellaceae. The record is from RefSeq and is a predicted model, not a curated record. The coding region runs from base 1 to 1332 and encodes 443 amino acids. Gene Ontology annotation, cellular component: nucleus; nucleolus. The transcript is spliced from 5 exons. Gene Ontology annotation, biological process: maturation of SSU-rRNA from tricistronic rRNA transcript (SSU-rRNA, 5.8S rRNA, LSU-rRNA).
AUGUCAGGGCAAACACUCUCACAACAACUCAAAUUACUCCAUUCAGAGACUCUUGGACAAGAGGAUCAGGUCGACGUGGACGAGACUGCCGAUUUAGAUGGAUUGGUGAAUGAUGGAGAGAGCAGGAGGGAACAUUAUGUCGAUGUCGGACCUUCCAAGUUACGUGCUGAGGUAUCGCAGACGUUGCUGGGGGCAAGGUAUGCGGGGAAGAAGGCUAGCAGGGUGAGGAUAUUCGAUGAUGAUGAUGAUGAAGAAGAGAAGGGAGAUGACGAUGUGGAGGACGGUGAAGAAGAAGAAGAAGGGUCAGGGGAUGAACAAGAGGACGAGGAGGAAGAUGACGAAAAUGCAGAAGAUGAUGAUGACGAGGGCUUUGAUGAAGACGAAGAUAACGAAGAAGAUAGUGAAGGGGAGGAUGAUGGUGAUGAGGAAAACGAAGAAGAUGAGGAGGAGGAUGUGGAAGAGGAAGGAAAAGCCAGGAAACAACUUGAUCCUAUCGCUUCCCUUCGGGAAUCACGUUUGAAGGAUAUCGAGAAAGGUCGAGGCAUACGACGGCAAAAGGCACUCUUUGACCAGCUCAUCACACUUCGUAUCACCUUACAAAAAGCCUUUUCAUCCGCUUACAAACUCCCGUCCUCCCUGUCAACUUCCACCGACGAAGAGGUGAAAUUCAAACGGGAUGAAGCCUUGGAAGGUCUGAUAAAUCUCAGCGAGGAUUUGUUCACUAUAAGGGAGAAACUUUCACUACCAGGUGCUGAAGUUCCAAAUUUGGGCAAGCGGAAGAGAGACGAAGAAUAUUGGUUUGAUGCAGCUCGACAAUCCUUAGCUCACCCACAUGUAGUGCCCAUCCUGUCGAAAUGGGCUACGAAGAUACAUGCUGCUUCUCAAGGAUUGAAAGUGAACAAGUUCAGCCAGUCAUCUACUGCAGAUGUGUUCGAAGUUAUUGAUGCCGGCUUAGCUGCGAAGAGAGAAUCUGAGCAAACUUUUGAAGAAGGUGAAGAGUGGGGAUAUAGGGCGUUAUUGAGAGAAGUUAUAGAUAGUCGGCAAGGCGGAGGAGAGGGUUUAUCAAUGUUACGGAAAGAGAAGAAGAAAAAGCGAGAAGCAGAUCGUGGAGGGAGUAAAGGUAGAAAAUUGAGGUAUACCGUUCAUGAAAAAGCUCAGAAUUUCGUGGUGCCUAUACCACUUUCCAGGGCAUGGCACGAGGAACAAAUCGAAGAGCUUUUCUCAAGUCUGUUCGGCGGAGCAGGAUUGAAAGGUGCGGUAUCUCGAGCCAAUCCUGUUACUCAGGGGAAUGAUGAAGGUGUGGCGAAUUUAGGAGGGUUGAGAGUAUUUUGA